This is a messenger RNA of Iphiclides podalirius (scarce swallowtail), 1491 nucleotides long. The record is from the annotation of a GenBank genome assembly. NCBI's taxonomy places the organism in Eukaryota, Metazoa, Arthropoda, Insecta, Lepidoptera, Papilionidae.
AUGAAAAACUUCAGCUACAAGGUCAAGUAUCUGUUGAGUUAUGUGAAGAGGUUCCUACCAAAUGAAGAACUAACAUUUCUGGACAGUUGUGUUAUUGGUUCCCAAAUAAUACAAAAUUUGGAAAUGGCUUUAGAAGAGUGUGUUGUAUCAAAUAGUUACUUGGACCUUGUCUCUUUCCUGCCAUCUGUAUUAUCAGAUAAUGAUAUUGAAGAAGUUGUGAUGACAUUGUUAAAAAGUACUUCCAAACCUAUUGUACUAUUUGAGAAUACAGUUUUCAGCCAUGGAUUUAUCGAAAAUUUGCAGAAUUCUUGCAUGCCUAUGGUGCAGAAGCAAGCUGAAGAAGUUGUGAAAUCAGGAAAAUAUCAACAGUUUAACAUGGAAAAACAAUUAGCAAGAACAACAGCUGCUGUACCUUUUACCCAUGUAGAUCACAAAGCGGAACGGCGUGAAGAGCGCAGAAGGAAAGCAGCCUCUGGUAAAGGUGGUGGAGGUACACAGGGAAGAGAAACAAAAACAAAAGCAGUGAAAAAGCAUCAAAGAUCCAAACAGCAAGCCCAUGAUCCUGAUGAACCAUCUUAUGUUGGUAAAAGUGCACCCACUGAGUUAGAAAUAGUCUCUAUUGAAGAUAUUGAAAAUGUUAUAACAGAGUCUCUAGAAGCUGAAGGUCUGGAAAACUUACUGACUUACCUUUCAGAAGAUAUACAUUGGUCUUUGAAUCAAGCUGCCUUGGCCGCUGCUAAAGAAAUAGCAGAAAAAUUACUUCAAGAUGCCAACCAAAACAGAAAACAAACACAUUCAUCUGCUCAAGACAGAAUAAAUGUACUUGUAAAUGAUAUUAAACUAUAUGAAAAGGGUCUCAAGCUAUUACCUACUGAUCAACACUCUCAGUAUAUAAAAUAUCUUUUAAAAUCUUUUGGUGGUGACACUCUGUCUGAAUUCUGUAAAUAUGCAGCAAAUCAAUGCAAUUUGUCUGUCCAAGUUGAUGUUUUAUCUAUAGAGCUGAGAAAUAAAAUUAUUAAUGACCUUCCUGAUGAGUAUAUGAAACCUCUGAAGGCUCUAAAUGCAACUCUUUCUAGUCAAAAUAUGGAUUUGUUUUAUCAAGCUGUUGAUAUCUGUCUGUCUGAAUGUGGGAUGAUAUUGAAAAAAGUGGAUAAAAAAAAGGAUAAACUCUUCAUACAAAACCACAGAGAGAAAUUAAUUGCAGGACUUGAUAACUGCAAUGAUCCAGCAUUGGUUUUGCACUUAGCUGUUCUGGCAAUAUUUACUAUUGUAACUCAAAAUAUUCUUCAUGCUUCUGGGCGUCAAGUGCCAUCGAUAAUACUAUUUCUCAAAACGCAACUUAAAGAAGAAGAUUUUUUAAAAAUUCAGCAUUACCAUGAAUUGGUAUCUAAAUUUUUAACAGCAAAGGAUGAUGAAAAAAGUGAAAUUGAAUCAAAACUUAAAGAAGAAAUGCCUUCUAUUAAGAGUUUGGUUGGCGAAAUAAAAAAUAAA